ACCAAGACCCGGCACCCGAGGUACAUGAAUUCCCCCCCGCCCUCCACCUCGGACUCUCCACCAAUCACAAGGCCCCGCUUCCAGUACCGACCUAUUAAGGGAGGGACGAUUUAUCUUGUGACAAGUCUGGGAAUUUCAUUCAUAUUGAACUUUACGCUGGAUGCGGGAGCGGAGGGACACAGGAGAAAUGGGCGGAGACAAUUACUCUAAGCCAACCGUGAGGGCGAACGCGUUGCUUGAGAUCUUAUUUUACCCUCUUGGAACAAGCCCGGAAGAAAAUUACCUCGGUUUCACUGAGAAGAGGCCGUGGACGCGGACAGGUUUGGAUUCGGAUUCAGCUUCCAUCACUUAGCGGUAUGCCAAGAAGCCUUAUCACACAGAUGUCCUUCGAGAUAAUAUGGAUCAGUCCGGAGUUCACCUCUGGGUGAAAGCAGAACCCUUUAUAGUGGGUGCCUUGCAGGUUCCCCCUCCAUCCAAAUUCAGUCUUCACUAUCUCAGGAAGAUAUCCACCUAUGUGCGAACCCGAGCCACAGAAGGAGCUUACCCACGCCUAUACUGGUCCACAUGGAGGCACAUUGCAUGUGGGAAGCUGCAGUUGGCUAAGGAUCUGGCCUGGCUUUACUUUGAAAUAUUUGAUAGUCUUGCGGUAAAGACACCAGAGGAGCGCCUGGAAUGGUCUGAGAUUCUGUCAAACUGUAUGUCUGAGGAUGAAAUUGAAAAACAAAGAAAUAAGCUUUCAGUGAACACCCUACAGUUUCUGCUCUUCUUAUACAUACAGCAGUUAAACAAGGUCUCCUUAAGGACAUCUUUGAUUGGAGAAGAGUGGCCUAGUCCCAGAAACAGAUCUCAGUCUCCUGACUUGACUGAAAAAUCCAGUUGCCAUAAUAAGAACUGGAAUGAUUACAGUCACCAGGCAUUUGUCUGUGAUCAUCUGUCAGAUCUCCUUGAGCUACUUUUAGAUCCAGAACAACUCACUGCAUCAUUUCAUUCAACCCAUAAUAGUCUAGUCUCUCGCGAAGCUGUUGUGGCCCUCAGCUUUCUUAUUGAAGGUACAGUGAGUAGAGCCAGGAAGAUAUACCCACUUCAUGAACUUGCUCUGUGGCAACCACUGCAUGCAGAAAGCGGCUUCUCACGGAUCUCUAAGACCUUUUCUUUCUACAAGCUGGAAGCCUGGUUGAGAGCCUGUUUGACUGGGAAUCCAUUUGGUACAUCUGCUUGCCUUAAGUCUGGAAAGAAAUUGGCUUGGGCUCACCAAGUUGAAGGGACGACCAAAAGAGCUAAGAUUGCUUGUAAUACACACGUGGCCCCUCGGAUGCACCGCAUGGUGGUGAUGAGCCAGGUUUACAAGCAGACCUUGGCCAAGAGCUCAGAUACUCUGGUGGGGGCACAUGUGAAAAUUCAUCGUUGCAAUGAAUCUUUUAUAUAUCUGCUCUCUCCUUUACGAUCUGUGACCAUCGAGAAAUGCAGGAAUAGCACCUUCGUCUUGGGCCCUGUACAGACUGCUCUUCACCUCCACAGCUGUGACAGUGUUAAAGUCAUUGCUGUUUGCCAUCGUUUGUCCAUCUCUUCUACAACAGGCUGCAUCUUUCACAUUCUGACGCCUACACGCCCCCUAAUUCUCUCUGGAAACCAGGCAGUAACUUUUGCCCCUUUUCAUACUCAUUAUCCAAUGCUGGAGGAUCACAUGGCCAGGACUGGCCUUGCUACGGUGCCUAACUAUUGGGAUAAUCCAAUGAUUGUGUGCAGAGAGAACUGUGACACAAGUGUCUUCCGACUCUUACCACCUUGUGAAUUCUAUGUAUUUAUUAUCCCCUUUGAAAUGGAAGGGGACACAACAGAGAUACCUGGGGGUCUUCCAUCUGCAUAUCAGAAAGCACUGGGUCAAAGAGAACAGAAGAUACAAAUCUGGCAGAAAACUGUAAAGGAGGCUCGUUUGACAAAGGAUCAAAGGAAGCAGUUCCAGGUACUUGUGGAGAAUAAGUUUUAUGAGUGGUUGAUUAAUACAGGACAUCGCCAACAGCUGGACAGUCUUGUGCCCCCUGCUGCCGGCUCCAAACAAGCAGCAGGAUAAGACUCCUACGUGGAAACACUGGGCCCUGGAAACAGGAGGGUGAAUGGAAGAUGGUACAUGUCUUGAAACUCAAUUGGGAAGAUGCUCCUGCUGCUUAAGAGACAUUGCAGUUUUUUUCUUCCUAUUUAAGACCGUUCCUUGAUUUCCAUUCCAUAUUGAUAUAUUACUGCUUAGGUCGAAUUUUAGGUGAACUUCUGACUAUCCUAUAGACAAACGUAUUGUUUAUAGAACAUCAGAAAGCUCAUCUUUGUGUUGCCAAAAUGAAGUUGAUGAAGGCAGUUUCGUUGUAUGUUAAUAUUGAAAUAACUGAUUGUAGAUUUGCAAGUAAAUUUCACAUUUUAAUUUAUAUGAUGAAAGGGUCUCAUCCUUUCUAUAGUUAAAUAAGAAUUUUAUAGUUCUUUGAAACUAUUUAAAAGGAAAUUGCUACUCCUUUUAAAAAUAAUUGGGAUGAAAGUAUAGUUUGUUGGUAUAUAAAUAUAGCAGAAAUAGUUUUAUACAAAGAUAUUUUAGUCCUUAAAAGUAUGAAGCAAUGAAAUUGUGUAAAUUCUUUAUUUUUCAUUUUCUGCUUCACAUUUUCAAUAAGUAAAGUCUAAAAAGUAAUUUUCUCCUUUUGAUAAAAAGAUAGAGAUUUAAUUUUAGAAAAGGUUUUAUGGGGGAAGGAAAGAAUUUUUCCUCUAUCCUAGGUUCUUUAGGCUUUAGUCUAUUAAUUAAAUCGACAUAAGACAGAUUAACAGGAGGCAAACAAUUUUAAUUAGAUUUCUGUGGGCGCCUCAUAAGAAUAUGAGUCCCAGGAACAAGUCAGGCAGUUGGCUUGUAUGCCACCCUGACCUAAGUAAUGGAAUAUAGGCCCAGGGCUUCAGAGGGAAGAGAGUAAUUCACAGUAUGUUAAGAAAAGUAGAUGUGUGGCAGUUAGAUGUUUGCCUUGUCAUACAGAUGGCUCAUUCAGAUUAAAACUUCCCUGUGGUAAUAGCUUUCCUUCUGGGCCAGGCCCCCUAUCUGAAUAAUUUUAGGUAGUUAAGGGAAGUUUUUCUUGAAUUUGCAGGGUCUUCAUCACCUUUAGCUCUAAAUAACUUACAUACUAAAGUAGCACAUUUUAGGGUCAUGUUUUCUCCCUCUCAGUUACCAAUGUCACUUCGUGAUGUUAUAGCAAAAUAAAGUUUACAUUUGAUUGAGGAAGCUGUAUUCUUUAAGAUAAAGGAAAAGGAAUUAUUAAGUUAUUAAAUAAUUAUUAAAUUAUUAAAUGAAUCCGCUGAUAAGCAUUGUUUUGUAUGCUCAGUGCUCAUUGAAGUAGUAAUUAUAUUUAAAAAGGGCUUGAUCUAAAGUGAAAAAUUCUCAGAAUGUGUGUUAAUUCUAAUUGACAUUUUCAGUUUUUAUUUUAAGAUGAAAUUCAAGAGAGAAUUCAAUAAAGAAACACUGGAGUAAUAGAA
Mustela lutreola (European mink) is the source of this 3498-nucleotide messenger RNA. RefSeq names its product TBCC domain containing 1 (gene TBCCD1). The transcript is spliced from 8 exons. The record is from RefSeq and is a predicted model, not a curated record. NCBI's taxonomy places the organism in Eukaryota, Metazoa, Chordata, Mammalia, Carnivora, Mustelidae. Bases 398 to 2071 code for a protein of 557 amino acids. Gene Ontology annotation, biological process: maintenance of Golgi location; maintenance of centrosome location. Gene Ontology annotation, cellular component: spindle pole centrosome.